CACUUUGAAAAAUGAGGAAUGUCCAGUUCGCAUAAACAGGUGUCCAUUUGCCUGUGGUUUGAAGCCUGUUCAGACCAGCCCCAAUGUCUUCAAAUAUGAUACUCUUUUUCUUUUACAUAGUUCAAAGUAUUUUCUUUUCUUUAAACAUGAUCUUAUUUGAUGCCAAAUAUGUACAAUCGUUACCUUUUUCAAUACGAAGACAUAUAACAAAAAUGGAUGGAUGAUUUUCUUUCUUAUUUUAAAUUCUUUAAAAAAUUGCUUUUUUGUAGUUCUAAAAUGUAGCAAAAUGUACAAUUAGUCAUGAAACAAAUCCAUUAAUUAAAAGUAGGACAUUGUUAUUAUUAAAUGUUCAGCUUAAUUUGCAGGUGUGCGAAAAACAAAUAGACAGUAACGGAAUGUUUUGGCAACUAUUUUUUAUAAAUAAGGAUUAAAUAAGUGUGGAUAAUUUUUGGAGGAUUAAGAUGAAAACGAUGAUGACUUUGUUCUAUAACAAAUGUCAACAAUGACGUUUAAGUCAACAUUCCCCAAAGCUAUCUCCUCACCAUAUAAAUGAGGUGGCUUCACUCAGUGUUAGUUAUCUGUGGUUGGUACCCUAAGUAAAAAUCUUAAAACCAAUUACUGCAACUAUGAAGAUCGCCAUCUUCUUCCUGCUCGUGGGUGUAAGCAGCUGCUUCGUUGCUGCUGAUCAUGUACCUGGUCAUGUUAGUGGUGGCCUAGAGUCAUGCCCUGGAAAGCUCACACUUGAUCAAGGUCGAACUUUGGCCACAAUGGUUGUUAUAUUGAUUCACAAAUAUGAAUAUUUGAAGCAAAGAAACCUGCAAAAUUCCCCUGAAAAGAUAUGUCUUUUGGAUACCGCCUUCUUAAUUGUGAGACUGGUGGCAAGCUACAAGCAAUGUGAUAUCAACAUUAUUGUUCAAGUAGUGUUGAAUUGCCUGGAUGUUGACAUUCAGAAUAAAGAAAUAUUCAAAGAAGCUUUAUUGAGAAAUCAGCCUGAGUUAGCUGCAUCAUUCAACGCAGAUAUGAGUGUACUUAUCAAGGCCGUAUGUUGCUCAGCGGAUAAGCUUAUUAGUACAGAUGGCUUGUCCCUUAUUUCCCUAUUACAGGAAGUGCUUCCUUCUUUGACUGGCUUACUCGGUUCUCUUGUGAAUGCAGUUACAAAUACUCUUGGCUCAGUCCUUAAUGUAGUUUUUAGCCUUGUUAACAACGCUGGUAGAUUAGUGUUUUCUGUCACCAAUUUAGCUACUGGUCUUGUUGAUAAUCUUGUGGAUGGUGUUCUGGGUGGCAGACUUCUUGGUGGUGUUCUGGGUGGUAGUGGUUCAGGUGGUGGUGCUCUGGGUGGUUUAACUGGAGGUGGUUCAGGUGGUGGACUUCUGGGUAGUUUAACUGGUGGUGGUUCAGGAGGUGGACUUCUAGGUAGUUUAACCGGUGGUGGUACAGGCGGUGGACUUCUGGGUAGUUUAACCGGUGGUGGUUCAGGCAGUGGACUUCUGGGUAGUUUAACCGGUGGUGGUUCAGGCGGUGGACUUCUGGGUAGUUUAACCGGUGGUGGUUCAGGCGGUGGACUUCUGGGUAGUGUAACCGGUGGUGGUGGUUCAGGCGGUGGACUUCUGGGUAGUUUAACCGGUGGUGGUUCAGGCGGUGGACUUCUGGGUAGUUUAACCGGUGGUGGUGGUUCAGGCGGUGGACUUCUGGGUAGUGUAACCGGUGGUGGUGGUUCAGGCGGUGGACUUCUGGGUAGUUUAACCGGUGGUGGUGGUUCAGGCGGUGGACCUGUUAACAACCUUCUUGGUGGCCUCACCAGUUAAAUCAUCAUUCCUUCUGAUUACAGGCACUUCAGUGAUUCUCUUCACCAAGAAAAAGAAGUGAACAACAAAGAGUCUGUCCUCUAAUAUCCAGAUGAUUUUUUCUUCUUUUCAAAUUAUAAUACUGUUUCUUCUAUAGAACUGUGAAUGGUUUGCUUUCUCUAAACUUGAAUCUAAUCAAAUAAAUAAAAUAGAUAA
Hyla sarda is the source of this 2000-nucleotide messenger RNA. RefSeq lists its product as uncharacterized. The record is from RefSeq and is a predicted model, not a curated record. The coding region runs from base 627 to 1805 and encodes 392 amino acids. NCBI's taxonomy places the organism in Eukaryota, Metazoa, Chordata, Amphibia, Anura, Hylidae. The transcript has 10 exons.